AAAAUGGGGAAGUAUUUCUGAGUCCCAAGCAAGAAAACCAAACAGUUGAACGACCAAUGUUAUGUUCAAUGUUGUUUUUAUUUAGUAGGUGCGCGUAUGUGAAUCUGUCAAAAUAGACCUCAGACGAAAAAAUAAAAAGACGAUUUCGAUUUUCCCGAGGUUUUUCUCACGGAUUUACGUGUGGAUUAUUAUUUGCAAGGAAAAUAAGUGAUUAUGUGCAGUGUUUUGUGGUGUUUUUAAGUGACCGCAGGAUUUUACUAUUGAUUUUCAUUCAGGAAUUCUUUGGAUAAGAGAUAAAUCAGAGUCAUGUUCAAAAGUUUCAUAAAAGGCGUCACAUCCGACAAAGAUGAUAAAGAAAAACGGAAGAGAGAUAAGAAGGACAGGAAAGACAAACAAAAGGUGGACCGAGGGCCACUGUCCGCAGAAGAACUUUUAAGAUUAGAAGUACGAAGAUCAAUAAAACUUCGUGGACGCCGUAAAGACAAAGAAAAACUUCCUUCAGGGAUAACAGCAGACUACACAGCAGAUUUUUUAGCCAGCCUAGAACGAACCGACGUAUCUUCUGCAAUUCCUGGCUCACCGAAUCAAUCAAAUCAUUUUGAAAACGCUUACACUCAAUCGGACAGUUCAGAAACGAGCCUAAAUUCCUUAAACCAAAAAAACCUACCGCCAUUACCUCCAAAACCUCCGAAACGAGGCAUAUUGAAAACUCCAAAAGUUACCCUAACCACGGAUAGUUCUAAUGAGACAAACGGUCAUAACGGCCACAAUGGUCACGACGCUGGAGAUCAUGUGGAUUUAGUGAGAAACACGUUGCAAAACGAAUUGAUAACGUAUCAAAAUGUACCUGGCCAGAACGGAUUUAGUGGCGUUAAAAAUAUGAGUAGUCAAUUGUUGGUGAUUACUUCUACUUCGCCUAGUGCGGAUAGUUUGACGGAUACUACGAAUAGUUCGUUUGCGACUCCACCCUUUUCGUUGAGUCCUGUUGGUGAAUCACAAGGAUUUCAUAGAUGGUCCAGAACAUCGAAUUUCGAUGAAAUCAAUCUACCUCUACCUGAUAUAGUUCCAAUCGUACUUCCAAAACCUAGAACCCUUGUUAUACAAAGGCAAAAACCACCUAGGAGCGAUUUUGGUUUUUCACUUAGACGAGCCAUGGUUUUGGAGAGAAAUAAUUUUACCAUUUUAGAAGGUGGAGUCAGUAUGAAAGCUGUGAUAUUUGCUGAACCAGGAGCAAUGGUUCAACACCAAAACGAUACCGGCCUAUUGCCAGGCGAUAAACUAUUGGAAGUCAAUGGAAUACCUGUUGAAGAUAGGACUAGAGAAGAAAUUAUCGAUAUGAUCAAAGCUUCUGGGGAUAGUGUCACACUAAAGGUAAGACUUUCGAAUAUUCAAAUUCUUUAA
Molecule: messenger RNA, 1401 nt
Organism: Ceutorhynchus assimilis (cabbage seed weevil)
Lineage: Eukaryota; Metazoa; Arthropoda; Insecta; Coleoptera; Curculionidae
Source: the annotation of a GenBank genome assembly